This is a messenger RNA of Symbiodinium sp. CCMP2592, 2883 nucleotides long. NCBI's taxonomy places the organism in Eukaryota, Dinophyceae, Suessiales, Symbiodiniaceae. The record is from the annotation of a GenBank genome assembly.
AUGAAUCACAGGUACCUCUUGCGCGCCGCGAAGGGCGGAAAGUCGCUGAUCGAAGUGGACGCUGCGCUGGACGACAAGUUUUGGGAGGACUGGGCCGUAGCUCGAAGGAUGUUUGCCCGUGGAUCGAAUUUGUCUCAAGCCUACGGGGUCAGUGCGCUGGAGAUCAUGGCGUUGCGUCUUGUGGGUUAUGACAACUUGUAUGUGACCAGAAGGGAGGUUUACAACCUGCGCUUGCUCGUACAUCACUUUCGCGGGACCGAUUGGGCCAAGCAUGUUGUGCCCUUUUUGGGGUUCCGCAUCCUGAGCUCUUGCCCCGUGGCCACAAAUCAGUACAACACAUUCGCCAUCAGCGAGGCUGGGCAGCUUGCCGGCUUCAGCACGAAAACGGAGGAUCUGCCGCCCGACCUCGGUACAGUUAUGGCAGUGGCUGUCGGAGGAGCACCGGGUUUCGGACAUCACACCUGUGCCGUGAAGGCGAGUGGCGAGCUGGUUUGCUUCGAAGGCAAUCGGUGUGGUCAGUGCGAGGUGCCUCCCGACCUUGGUCCGGUGGUGGCCGUGGCUGCCGGAGUGCUUCACACCUGUGCUGUGGAGGCGAGUGGCGAGCUGCUUUGCUUCGGAUUCAAUCAGUUUGGUCAGUGCCAUGUGCCUCUCGACCUCGGUCCGGUGGUGGCCGUGGCUGCCGGAAGAGCCCACACCUGUGCCGUGAAGGCGAGUGGCGAGCGGGUUUGCUUCGAAGGCAAUCGGUGUGGUCAGUGCGAGGUGCCUCCCGACCUUGGUCCGGUGGUGGCCGUGGCUGCCGGAGUGCUUCACACCUGUGCUGUGGAGGCGAGUGGCGAGCUGCUUUGCUUCGGAUUCAAUCAGUUUGGUCAGUGCCAUGUGCCUCUCGACCUCGGCGAGUGGCGAGCUGGUUGCUUCGGAUUCAAUCAGUUUGGUCAGUGCCAUGUGCCUCUCGACCUCGGUCCGGUGGUGGCCGUGGCUGCCGGAAGAGCCCACACCUGUGCCGUGAAGGCGAGUGGCGAGCUGGUUUGCUUCGAAGGCAAUCGGUGUGGUCAGUGCGAGGUGCCUCCCGACCUUGGUCCGGUGGUGGCCGUGGCUGCCGGAGUGCUUCACACCUGUGCUGUGGAGGCGAGUGGCGAGCUGCUUUGCUUCGGAUUCAAUCAGUUUGGUCAGUGCCAUGUGCCUCUCGACCUCGGCGAGUGGCGAGCUGUUUGCUUCGGAUUCAAUCAGUUUGGUCAGUGCCAUGUGCCUCUCGACCUCGGUCCGGUGGUGGCCGUGGCUGCCGGAGCCCACACCUGUGCGUGCGAGUGCUUUGCUUCGGAUUCAAUCAGUUUGGUCAGUGCCAUGUGCCUCUCGACCUGGUCCGGUGGUGGCCGUGGCUGCCGGAGUGCUUCACACCUGUGCUGUGAGGCGAGUGGCGAGCUGCUUUGCUUCGGAUUCAAUCAGUUUGGUCAGUGCCAUGUGCCUCUCGACCUCGGUCCGGUGGUGGCCGUGGCUGCCGGAAGAGCCCACACCUGUGCCGUGAAGGCGAGUGGCGAGCUGGUUUGCUUCGAAGGCAAUCGGUGUGGUCAGUGCGAGGUGCCUCCCGACCUUGGUCCGGUGGCCGUGGCUGCCGGAGUGCUUCACACCUGUGCUGUGGAGGCGAGUGGCGAGCUGCUUUGCUUCGGAUUCAAUCAGUUUGGUCAGUGCCAUGUGCCUCUCGACCUCGGUCCGGUGGUGGCCGUGGCUGCCGGAAGAGCCCACACCUGUGCCGUGAAGGCGAGUGGCGAGCUGGUUUGCUUCGAAGGCAAUCGGUGUGGUCAGUGCGAGGUGCCUCCCGACCUUGGUCCGGUGGUGGCCGUGGCUGCUGGAGGAGCAUAUCACACCUGUGCCGUGAAGGCGAGUGGCGAGCUGGUUUGCUUCGGAGACAAUCGGUGUGGUCAGUGCGACGUGCCGCCAGGCUUCAAGGUUCGGCUUGCUCCACAGUCCAUCCGUGCACCCACCCGCGAUCCAAUGCAGGAGGUGCUGCAGCCCGUGCAUCACGACGAGCCUGCCGCUGACAUCUCGGAAGAGGAGGGCGCUGCAAUCGUGGCGGAACAGGAGAUAACAGGAGGACUCACUCGGGUGGUGCAUUUGACCUUGAGCCGCUCGCAUCGCCAGCUGGACGAAGAUUUGGAGCAUUCUCUGGCCUUGCAGCCAUGUCGGCAGGCCUUGCAGGACGCAGGCUUGCACUGGCGUUUGCAGCCCUCUGGCGCCAAACUCUUCAUGGAGCCUAUCUGCUUCCGCGCAAUCUGCAGCCAUCUGUCCACCAUGCGGUUGAGGCCUUGCGACAUUUUCGUCGCCGAAAACCUAGAGGAAGAGGUCAGGCGAGUGAUCCGGCAGAUGCCCAGCAGCCUUUGCGUGUUUCCAAGAAGCUCUCAGAACAUCGGCUUCGCGGACGAAGAUGGGGAAGUGUUGCUGGUCAGCCGCUCCUUCCUGAACAUUCCCGCAAUGACGCUCGUCAAUCCGGCCCUGGAAGAUGAGGGCUUGGACUGGCGUUUGCAGCCUUCCGGCUCCAAGAUCUUCAUGGAGCCCUGGUGCCUCCGUGCCAUCCGCUGCCAUCUGUUCAGCAUGCAGCUGAGGCCCUGUGACGUCCUGGUCGCGGAAAACCUGGAGGAAGAGGUGCUGCAGGUGGUCCGGCAGCUCCCCUACAGCCUGCGUGUAUUCCCAAGAAGCUCCCGAGACAUCGGCUUCGCAGAUGAAGAUGGGGAAGUGGUGCUGGUCAGCCGCUCUUUCUUGAAUAUCCCUUCCGGGAUGUUGCUCAGUCCAGCCUCCGUGGCGCAGUCCACGACAGAGGCACGCACGGCUCAUGGAAACCACGGCACGAACCCACGCAGAUUCCAACCGCAUAGGGCAUACCAAUUUUAA